Spea bombifrons (plains spadefoot toad) is the source of this 1127-nucleotide messenger RNA. It is a transcript of the gene ASPNAT, whose product is annotated as N-acetyltransferase 8 like. Gene Ontology annotation, cellular component: mitochondrial membrane. Lineage: Eukaryota; Metazoa; Chordata; Amphibia; Anura; Pelobatidae. Gene Ontology annotation, molecular function: L-aspartate N-acetyltransferase activity. Bases 21 to 920 code for a protein of 299 amino acids. The transcript is spliced from 3 exons. The record is from RefSeq and is a predicted model, not a curated record.
CUUUUCUCCUGGCCAGUUGCAUGCAUUAUCUGCCUCCCAAAAUGGUUUGCGAAACGAAAAUCCUCGCCGAUGAUCACAAUUCCAUACCGGGACCCCAGAAAGACCCCCUGAUCGGAUCUCCUUCCCAGAUGUGGCCCCCUUUAUCCAAUGCACCCAAUGCCUCAUCAUCAUCAUCAUCAUCAUCACUGGUACCCCCCAUCCCCGGCGGGGGAGAGGAGAAGGAGGAGAUCGCGAAAGAACAGCUUUAUAUCCGAGAAUUCCAACCGGGAGAUCAGGAGGUCGCAAGAAGGAUCUUUUAUGAAGGGAUUAAAGAAAGGAUUCCAAGCUCAGCAUUUAGGGGGUUAAAAUACCAACCCCUGCUCCAGUGCAUCUAUGCAGUGAUUACAGUAAUGUGCUUUGUUGUGACCAACUCGCUGCUGCUGACGUGCUGUGUGCCCAUGUUUCUAAUGGGCAUGAGGUAUUACUACAGCAGAAAAAUUAUCCUCAAUCAUCUGGAGUGCGCUCUACGCACGGACAUGUCUGAUAUUGACCAAUAUUACAUGAAACAGCCAGGCUCUUGUUUCUGGGUAGCAGUCUUGGAAGGGAAAGUUGUUGGAAUCGUGGCAGCGAGAGGCAACGAGGAGGACAACGUGGUCGAGCUACGUCGCAUGUCCGUAGACUCCAACUACCGGGGGAAAGGUAUCGCCAAGGCCUUAGGGCGCAAGGUCCUUGAGUUUGCAGUGCUGAAUCACUACUCUUCCAUCGUACUUGGAACUACGGCCGUCAAGAUAGCCGCACACAAGCUGUACGAGUCCUUGGGUUUCAAGCAUGUGGGGGUAGUCGAGCACCAUACUGUUCCCGGCAUGACCCAUUCAAUAGUGGAGAGAAUGUUUUUCCAGCUCCGCUAUCACCGCUACUGCCUGCAGCUACGUGAAGAAUAAGGAAUGCUAUCUUCACUACUUCACACCGUGCUUUGCUUUUUUUUCUUUCAAAAAAUAUUACAGUAAGGCUCUUUAAUAUAGGAUAUUUCCUGGCACAUAUCCCCUUCGUGUGAAUCAUUUCUUUUAUCAGUAGAGAAUGUAGAACAGGACAAGGACUCUCCCUUGCAUGCUAUGAGAUGGUCAUGCUGACGUUGGAAGAGGUAUCCU